AUGAUACAUAGACCAGCAUAUAUUCCGUUACAUGCUUUACGUGAAAUUGAUAUAAAAUCCAUACUUAGUGUUGCUUUCCCAUUUGAAAUUGAUAAUGAUGAAAAUAAAAGGCGAUAUGAUGAAAUUAAAAGACAAUAUGAUUAUCAUAAUAAAAUUUAUGAUGAUUUAAAAACGAAACCUGAACCAUAUCAAGUCUACUAUCAAGGCCAACCUCAAGUUCAACAUCGUGCAGAAAAUCCUAAAAAAUAUUGGGAAGAAAACUAUGCAUAUAGACCAGGUCCGACAAAAUCACAAAAAUAUAUAGAAAAAUAUCGUAAAGACGGUUUUAAACCUGACGAACUGAAAUUAUAUUGGAAUUAUCAAGAAAUUGAAAGUUUACAUAAAAAAGAUUAUUUCAAUCCAACAACAGAUACUGAUACAAAUAAAGCUCUUGAAGCCAAACCUGUUGAUCAACGUAAAAAUUCUGGAGCUGUAAAAUUUUAUCAAUCAGGCAUUGAAGACGCAGUUUUUGAUGAAGAACUAGAAGAUAAACAAAUUAUUGUUCUUGAUUUUGCUGAUGAACGUAUGCCUGGUGGUUAUUUUCUUGAAAAUGCUCGAACACAAGAAGAAGUUAUUCUUUUUAAUUCGGAUGGAUAUCGCGCAUUAUUAGAUUUAAAAUAUCAAACAAUGGAUGGAGGUUAUAUAUUACCUCAAUAUGGAUUAGCUUAUAUAAAACGAGUACGAUUCUUUCAAGAAAACCCUGAUCAAAAAGAAACUCUACAAGUGCGUCUUACAGAUUUGAUUGUUGCUGCUUGUUAUGAUUUAUCUGGUGCGGAUGAAGGUUUAUACAAACCACCAUCACGUGAAGACCAUGUUGAUUUGUAUAAACGAACAAAAGAAAAAUUUCGAGCUAUAGUAGCAUCCGCUGUUGCUAAUACUGAAGGAGAUGGUAGUAAUACAUAUUUAUUAUUGGGACCUAUUGGUACUGGUGCAUUUGGAAAUGAUGAACGUAUGAUAGCUGAAAUAUUUUGUGAAGUAUUAAAUGGACCAUUAAUGGGCUCAGAAAAAGUCCGAAAUGCAUUUGAGCAAAUUUGGUUUGUAUCUAUUGAUAGCCUUCAUGUAUUUGAGGAAGUAUUUGGAGAAAAAGGCAAACAUGAUCCUUCGCCGAAACAAUAA
Messenger RNA from Adineta steineri, 1155 nucleotides. NCBI's taxonomy places the organism in Eukaryota, Metazoa, Rotifera, Eurotatoria, Adinetida, Adinetidae. The record is from the annotation of a GenBank genome assembly.